Messenger RNA from Musca domestica (house fly), 5475 nucleotides. RefSeq names its product monocarboxylate transporter 4. The transcript is spliced from 2 exons. The coding region runs from base 1946 to 4348 and encodes 800 amino acids. Gene Ontology annotation, biological process: monocarboxylic acid transport; transmembrane transport. Gene Ontology annotation, molecular function: monocarboxylic acid transmembrane transporter activity. Lineage: Eukaryota; Metazoa; Arthropoda; Insecta; Diptera; Muscidae. The record is from RefSeq and is a predicted model, not a curated record.
UUUACAAAUUUUUAUUAAAGCAGUCAUAACAUGACGGCGCGAGAGAGUACUUAACAAAAAAGAAUAUUAAGAAAAACAUAUAUAAAAAAUAAAAUAUAGCAACAAAGUAAUGCACAAUAUAUAGCAAAAAAAAAAUAAAUACAUACAUAACAAACGAAAAGAAGAAGAAAUAUAAAUAUCUACUAUAAAAGCAAAUGUUAUAUUUUAUUACAAGGAGAAAAAAAUGAAAAGAAUUGCAAAAUUUUCAAAAAAAUACAAGAGAAAAUACCGCAGCAACAACAAAUUAUUGAAAAGAUAGGAAAUUUCAAGAGCUAUCCGUUUCGGCGCCGAGUUCUCCCUCCUGCAAUUUUACCCUUACUGUUGUGUUAAACAAACAAGUCCGUCAACAAAGAAUUACCAACAAAAAAUAAACGAUAAAAUCAACAAAGUUUACUACUACCAAGCCAAGAAUUUGUUGGAAUUGAAGAUUACAAAAAUAAAAAACGUUUGGUUUCUUUUUUAAGUAAAUUAAAAAAAAAAGCUGACCAAAGCGACAACAAAAUCCCAAAGGGAAAAUUUAUCGAUUACGUAUUUUGAAGCAGAGCAGAGCACCAACAAAAACUGGCACAACUAUUAUAUGCGAUUAUCGGCAAAAGAGAAUAAGAUAUCCAAAACAAUUUCAAAUUUUAGAAUUGUUGUAAUACCCUGAGAAGAGGAGAACGACUGCUGACAAUUUUGUAACGAAGAGUAUAAGAAGAGAGCUGCGGCAAGAGAAAUCUCUUCUCCACAACAUUUAAGCAGCAAAGAAAAAUCAAAUAAUAACUGCAAGAGUGAUUAAUUGAGAGUAGGAGUGAGAAUUAUUUGAGGGGAGCACAUUUAGCCAAAUGUCAAAGAUAACACAAAACAUGUGAGCGAAUAGAACGGCAAAGAAAAGAAAUAACAAAAACAAACCGAGCAAAGAAAAUUGAUAGUAAAAUCGAAUCGAAAUAAAAAUAUUAAAGAAAAUUCAAGUUACGUAUUGUGUGUGAGUUUAGUGUGUGUGUAUGAGUGAGUGAGUGUCAGUGGCAAUAGGGAACAGCAGAAUUUAGCGACGCCAGCAGCAGAAUCACAUGAAGAACAAGCAAAUCGUCGCCGCCGCACACAACACCACAGCCAGCCAGCCAGCAAAGCAAAGAAGUUUUAGCGAAGAAACCCUUUUAAUCAUUUUCAAAUAAAAUGUGGACGAAUCAACAUCCACACGGUGUCGUGACAGCAAUUGAAUAAAAAUCGAGCGGACGAUCCGAACGGCAGUAGAAAAAAAUCCAAAUAAUCAUAAUAAUUAAAAAAGCACAAGCCAAGCAGUAAAACAAAAAUAGAAGUGCAAAUCAAAAAAAAUAUAUAUAGAUAUAAAUUAAUUGUGUAAAACAAGAAGAAGCAAGAAAGAAAAGUAAAUAAACAACAACAAAGGAAGGAAGAAAGAAAAUUACAAGACAAAUAAAAAGCAGCACAAAUACAGAUUAUAAUAUAGGUACAAAGUCUUCAACAAAAUACAAUACAACAAUAAUAAAGUGGAAAAUUACAAGAAUUUAAACAAGAACAGAAAUUCUCAAACCCUGUGACCUGAAACAACAAAAAACAUUUUAAUUUCAAUAAAAAAAACUCCUUAUGAAACAAAACAAAUCUUGAACGCUCUACAACUCAUUAUGGGUGGUCCACACUGAAAUUGGAACAGACUACCGGUGGUUAUCUUGCCGUCGUCGUUUGUUUGUAUGUACAUCCUCCCUCCCACAACUGCUCCUUCUCCCAACAAAAGCAUUCUUCCAGUCACCUUCUGCUGCCUUCUAAACAAGAGCCACAGCAACAGCAACAAACUAAUAUUCCCACCGUCCAUAUUCUAACCGUCUCCAGCAAUCACUAACCCACACACACCGCUUCACACCCAUUUGCCCAUUGCCUUGCUUCAAAAGAGCCCAAAUCCGAAAUUAUAAUGGCCGAUUCAAUGCCCCCACAAACCGGCUCCUCAGCCCGUCUGCGCAAAUUCGACCGCACCGACAGUGAACUGGCCGUCGAAGAGGCCGCCCAUCUAACCGCUGACCUACAAGAACCGGGAGCUGCUGGCAGUCCCGAGGGCGACGACGACGAUGACUACAGCGAAUACAACGAACUACCGCCACCGCCGGACGGUGGCUACGGCUGGGUCAUUUGCUUCGCCUCCUUCAUGUGCAACAUGAUCGUGGACGGCAUUGCCUACACGUUCGGCAUCUUCCUGACGGAAUUCGUGGAUUACUUCGGAGAGGGCAAGGCCAAGGUGGCAUGGGUUGGCAGUUUGCUGAGUGGUGUUUAUUUAGCCGCAGGUCCCAUAGUCUCAGCCCUGGCGAAUAAGUAUGGCUGUCGCACGGUGUGUAUUGCCGGUUCAGUGAUUGCCUGCAUCGCCUUUGCCCUGAGCACGUUGAGUACAUCGGUGGAUAUGCUGAUGCUGACCUAUGGUGUCAUUGGUGGUUUCGGCUUUGGCAUGAUAUAUUUGCCGGCCGUGGUGGCAGUGGGCUACUACUUUGAGACCAAGCGCUCCUUGGCCACGGGCAUUGCAGUGUGCGGUUCCGGUUUUGGUACCUUUGUUUUUGCGCCCCUGGCCACAUACCUACUGGGUCAGUAUGGCUGGAAGAACUCACUGCUUAUCUUUGCCGGCAUGAUUUUGAACUGUGCCAUCUUUGGUGCCAUGAUGCGUCCCCUGAAAUAUCCCAAAAAGAAGAAGGUAAAGCCUCUCAUGCAACGCAUGUACGAAGAGAAACAAUUGCAGUUGGAACGUGGCUCCUUCGCCGGGUCCUUUAUGGUCCAGCUGCCUGACGGGACCAUGGAACGUAAAAUGAAAAUGCCCCUCAAUGCUGAUCCCGGUGUGCAUUCGUCUCUCAACCUGGAACUGUUGGCUCAACAAGCAGCCUCAGGAAGCUUACAUCCUGUCUCCACAUUGCCCACGAUUACCGAAGCCAAGGUGGUGGAUAUGCAAAAUGGCCAGAAUGGACAGCAACAAAGUCCUCCCAGCAACAAGGACAGCAAUGGCCAGUUGGAUGUCAAGCCCCGUCGUCCACACCGCACUUCGGAAUCGAGCACCACCAGUCCCUACCAGUCGUCGGAUUACAUGACACGCAAUGCCUCACAGCCAGCAUUUUUAAUGGAACAUCAAGGUCUUCCCAAAAAUGGUUCGGUGCCGUCCUUUCAAAGGUCUCGCAAGACCUCAGCCUCAGAGAAAUUCCAGCCUUCAUUGGCGGCCAUACGGGCCUCUUCUCGUGCCGAUUUGGAUCCGAAUGGCAUGGAGAUGGGCAUGACCGCCUCCAAGAUGUCCCUGUCUCAGCAAAGCGGUGGCGGUAAAAUGGUGCGCCCCAUGUCUCGCAAAGAUAUUUUCUAUUCCGGCUCAGUGACUAAUCUACCCCAGUAUCAAUCCCAAAAAUCCCUAACCAAUUAUCGCCAGUCCGUGUUGUCCCUAACCAAAUACGAAAAGAGCAUGCAAAGUGUUAACCGUUUGGAUCCUUUGGCCGAGGCCGAACGUCACCGCGAACAAUAUGACCUGUGUCCCUGCUUGGCCAUACCGGAUUCGGUGAAAUCGGUCAUCAACAAUAUGUUGGAUGUCAGUCUACUCAAGGAUCCGGUCUUCAUGAUGAUUGGCCUGUCGAAUAUCUUCGGUAUGGCUGGUCUGUAUGUGCCCUUUGUCUAUCUGGUGGAUGCCACCAAGGCGGCAGGCAUCGAUGCCGACUCCGCCUCCUUCCUUAUCUCGAUUAUUGGCAUAACCAACACCUUUGGACGUAUUGUGUGCGGCUAUGUGGCCGAUUUUCCCUCCGUCAAUUCAUUGUUCCUCAACAACGUGUGUCUGCUGGUGUGUACCGUGGCUGUGGUCCUGACACCCUUAUGUGCCUCAUACGGAUCGUAUGUAACAAUGUCGGUAUUCUUUGGCCUAGCCGUAUCGGGAUAUAUCUCACUGACGUCAAUUAUCUUGGUGGAUCUGCUUGGUCUGGACAAGCUCACCAAUGCCUUUGGUUUGUUGAUUCUGUUUAGAGGUUUUGCUGCCAUCAUUGGCUCGCCCCUGGCCGGUGCUGUGUACGAUGCCACCCAGAGCUAUGACCUGCCAUUCUACAUGGCUGGUGGUCUGUUUGCCAUAUCGACGGUUACGAGCUUUUUGGCACCAUGCCUGAAGAGAUGUUCCAAGGCGGAAGAAUCACCCGUGCAUGUGGAGGCCCUGACGCCCAUCGACGAGGAACAGGGUGAAGAUGCCGAAGAUGAUGAGGAUCAGCCCAUAACAAUUGUACCAAAAAUUGUCAAAACUUUGGCCAGUCCCCAGCCGGUCGGAGAUGAAGCGUCACCCCAAUUCCCCAACAAAGCUGCUGAAUCGAAAUUAUAAGAUUUUAUUUAGAUGACGAAGAAGAGAGUCCGAAGAACAAGCAGAAGAAGAGGGCUGAAGAGCAUGUAAAACUGAUUCAGGUUUUCUUUUUUAGAAUAGUCAACAAAACAACAACAAAAACUGAAGCGAAAAGUGAAAAAUAAAGAAUAUUUCCAAAGAUUGUGAAAAUUGAGAGCUUAAUUAAGUUUAGGAGUCUCCAUGCAGACAAUGGAAUUAGAGAUGAUGAUGAUGAUGUAUAGAGGAAGAAGAAGAAGCUAUGUUACGAAAAUGAAAAUCUUCUUUGUUAUUAUAUAUUUUAUAUUUUAGUUAUUCUAUUAAUUUUUCUAUUUACGAGAAAAAAAAAACAAACAAAACAAAAAAACUAUAAAUUUUAUAUUUUUUAGCUAAACUUUGAAAAUAAGCUUACAACAAAUUUUAAGAGAAACAAAGCAAAAAAAUGCAAAAACAAUUGAGAAGAAAAUAUAUAUUAAAGAAUCCCAACUUGAAAACAAAGGAAAACAACUCCUUAAAAAGGCACAUGAAUAUAUAUUAAAAAAAAAUCAAUAAAAAAACAAACCAUACAACUUCAAGUAGUUAAAAACAACAUAGAAAUGCAACAAAUGUUCCAAAAUACAAAGAUAAACAAAGCGAAAAAAGAAACGCAGCAAAUCGAAAUUAUUAUGAAAAAAAAGAGCAAGAGAGAGUGGGAGGUAUUAAUCUCUCCUCCCUCACUCUGAAUAAUUAGACACAACACGUUUAAAUGAGAAAUAAGAAUUGUUUUAAAUUUUUAAACAAAAAUGAGAUUUUUUGUUAAAUUUUAUAAAAAGAAAAAAAAUAUUCCAAAAAAUAUAUAUAAUUUAUUAAUUAUUAAUAAAAAGAGAAGUUCUCUCUUAUGAGAUAUUACAGGAGAGAAGCCAUAAUAACCCAAAAUAAGACAAAAUGUUUCCUCUCUCCGCGCUAUAGAAACCAAAAAAUCUACCCAUAAACAAAUUAAUUAAGAGAGCAUAUACAAAUUAUUGCUCAUUUGCUUAUACAAAAAAAAAAAGAAAAACAAAACAAAAAAGGAGUAAAAUCAAGAGAAUUGAUCAAUAUUAUGAGAAUUAUAAACCAAAUAUUUUUUAUGUUAAAUCCAUUUGUUUUUUUUUUUU